AUUUCACUUUGUAGCAAGCGAAAAACGAAUUAUAAACAAUAUUAACGUUUAAAAUGCGGUUGAAAGUGACAACGGCACGAGAACCAAAACAUGAGGAUUCGGUAUUAGCUGUCGCUUGGGUGAGAAGCGACGAACUGGUCAGCGUCGGAGACGAUCAGCAAGUGUUAAAAUGGAAUCUAGUGAAUAGUGAUGUCCAGAUGCUAAUGCACUUACCUAGCUCGUUAUAUCCGACAGAUAUUCAGUGGUUUCCACGCGACAACGCCAAGCAACAGCUGAAUGAUAUCUUUGCUUUGACGUCCACGGAAGGUAAAUUUUACAUUUGCAGUCGAAAUGGACGUAUUGAAAAAGUGGUAGAAGCUCAUCAGGGAGCAGUUUUAUCCGGUCGAUGGAGUCACGACGGAUCUACUUUUGCCACUUGUGGAGAAGACGGUGCGGUGAAGAUGUGGUCUCGAAGCGGUAUGCUCCGAAGUAUCUUAUUGGAAAAUGAAUAUCCCGUGUAUGGGAUUUGCUGGAACGGCAAUGAUUCAUGUAUUGCUUUUUGCUGUGGUGAAAAUUGUUUCACUAAAGUUCUUAAAUCGCAGAUAUCAGUAAUCAGAUGGAAGGCUCAUGAUGGUAUAAUACUAUGUAUUGAUUGGAACGCCAAUACAAAUCUUUUGGUGAGCGGUGGAGAAGACUGCAAAUAUAAGGUGUGGGACGAAUAUGGACGCCCAAUGUAUUGCAGUAGUCCACAAGACUAUCCAAUUACAUCAAUCGCAUGGAAUAUUGAUGGUGACCUGUUUGCUGUUGGAUCUUUCAACCUUCUUAGAUUAUGCGAUAAGGCUGGAUGGUCUCAUUCAUUAGAAAAACUAUCCACGGGAAGCAUUUAUAAUAUCAGCUGGUCGCCAGACAGCACGCAACUGGCCGGUGCAUGCUCCGAUGGAAGUGUUCUGCAUGCUUAUUUAGUCGAGAAACGAAUUACAUGGCGAAAUAUAGAAGCAGUACAAACGAAACGCCAACUGAUCGAUAUUCGUGAUGUGCUUUCUGAUGUUGCUUGCGAAAAGUUGGAACUACGAGAUCGAAUCACAAAAUUGUCUCUUGGUUUCGAGCAACUUGUGGUAGCUACUACUAAACAGUGUUACAUUUUCAGCGUAAAGAACUGGAAUACACCAAUUAUAAUGGAUUUGAAGGAAUGCAAUGUUUCUAUGAUUAUGCUUUGUGAAAAGUAUUUCCUGUUGGUCGAUGGUAAUCUAAUGCAGGUAUACAAUUACGAAGGUCGUAUGCAGUGCUUGUUGAAGUUACCGGCUAUGAAUAUAUCUGGAGAAGCAACAAAUGAAAAGACAGCCGCUAUUUCGAAUGAUACCAUAGCUAUUCGAGAUCGAACGGACUUGAAGACAGUGCAUUUUUUUGAAACAAUCACCGGGAAGAGUGUUGGCAGUAGAAAACUUGUACAUACUAAUGAUAUAAUUGAAAUAGCGAUCGAUCAAUGUGGAUCCGCUAGUGAACGGAAAUUAGCAUUUAUAGAUAAAUGCCUAGAUUGUUUUCUGGCAGUCGUGAAGACUUAUGGUGCCUUUCAAAAAAUUGCCAAAAUUGGUGUGAUGGUGACAAACAUUCAUUUUAACGAUCAAACAAAUAUGCUUGCUGGUUUGCAAGACAAUCGUCUUGUUGUGUGGUUAUAUCCAGCUGCUGUCUUUAUCGAUCGUGAUUUACUCCAGAAAACCAUAUUUGAGAACGAUGAGAAUGAUUUUGGAAAGUCCGCAUAUCUACAGAACUUUGUUGGUAGUCACAUCUCAGUGAGGCGUUCUGAUGGCGCACUUAUUCCUUGUACCAUAACACCGUUUGCACCCGCUCUGAAUUCAUGCGUUGCCGCCAAUAAAUGGGAUCAAGCAAUUCGCUUGUGUAGACACAUUCGAGCGAAUCAUUUAUGGGGAAUGCUUGCGGUGAUAGCUACAGAUGCAAAAAAUUUUUACGCAGCUGAAAUUGCAUAUAGCGCUCUCGAUGAGAUUGAGAAGGUGAAAUUUCUAUCACAUUUACGAGCGGAGCAAAGUAAACAAGUUCGGUCGGCAAUGAUGAUCGCUUUUACGAGAAAUUUCAAGGAUGCUGACACUAUGCUUGUACAGAAUGGACAUAUCUUCCGUGCUAUAAUGCUCAAUAUUUCGUUAUUUCGAUGGCAGCGAGCGCUUGAACUGGCGAUAAGAUACAAGAUGCACUUGGAAACGGUGAUCGGUUAUCGGCAGAAAUAUUUGCAAGAAACGGGACGUAAAGAGCUAGACCAGCAUUUUCUAAAGUAUCAAUCCGAGGUGGAAAUCGACUGGGACCACAUUCAACAAACGAUACGUGAAGAUGAAGCCAAGGAUCUUUGA
This is a messenger RNA of Loa loa (African eye worm), 2339 nucleotides long. RefSeq lists its product as hypothetical. Gene Ontology annotation, molecular function: protein binding. The record is from RefSeq and is a predicted model, not a curated record. The transcript is spliced from 18 exons. Bases 54 to 2339 code for a protein of 761 amino acids. Lineage: Eukaryota; Metazoa; Nematoda; Chromadorea; Rhabditida; Onchocercidae. Gene Ontology annotation, biological process: cilium assembly. Gene Ontology annotation, cellular component: intraciliary transport particle B; centrosome; cilium.